AUGCAAAACUACCUCAACGAACUCAGAAAUGUAGUAAAUGGAAACAGAGAAGGAGGAGGAAAUGAUCAGCAGCGUCCGAAUCGCUCGUCGCCUCGUGAGGUAUCAUUCACCAUACCAGAGGAGCAGCUGGAAAUUAUUUACGAGACUUGGGCGAUCGCGCGUGCCCGCGUGCGCCAACAGGUUUAUCAACAAGAACGGCCGUCUGCGCCGUUCCCGCGGCCACCACUGUGGAGAGAGGAAAUGCGCGCGAUGAUCAUUCUUUGGAUUGCAAGAGAACGGCGCUUGUUUGAGCGGGAAAUGAGGGAGAUUGAAUACCUGUUGGGACUUAGAGGUGCACCGGGGUGCCACCGGAGAACUUCACAGAGAACAGCCUCGAUAUAUGGCAGUGAUGCUCUGUCCUCGAAAUUCGGCAGCCUGACCGUCGGCUUCAUCGUCAAGAUGAAAAUAAACAUGGUAGAUGAGGUCUGA
Suillus plorans is the source of this 468-nucleotide messenger RNA. RefSeq lists its product as uncharacterized. The transcript has 5 exons. Bases 1 to 468 code for a protein of 155 amino acids. The record is from RefSeq and is a predicted model, not a curated record. Lineage: Eukaryota; Fungi; Basidiomycota; Agaricomycetes; Boletales; Suillaceae.